Candidozyma auris is the source of this 258-nucleotide messenger RNA. RefSeq lists its product as uncharacterized. The record is from RefSeq and is a predicted model, not a curated record. Gene Ontology annotation, cellular component: mitochondrion. The transcript is spliced from 2 exons. Bases 1 to 258 code for a protein of 85 amino acids. Lineage: Eukaryota; Fungi; Ascomycota; Pichiomycetes; Serinales; Metschnikowiaceae.
AUGGCCCUCACACAAUUCCCUCCUCUCCUUUCCGAGGACGAUUUACAGAAAUAUAAAGUUCCCUUGAAGUGGAGAGAUAGAUGUGCCGCCUACUUUGCCCUUUACCAGACGUGUCUCUUCAGGCAAAGUGCCAACGGGUCGGUGGACUGCCAUCACGACAAGCACGUGUGGGAGGAGUGUGAAAUCAUGGACUUGAACAGAAGAAAAGCCGAGUUGAAGGAUGUGAAAGAGAAGUUAAAGGCCGAAAACGACUUGUGA